Messenger RNA from Haliotis rubra (blacklip abalone), 5080 nucleotides. RefSeq lists its product as uncharacterized. The record is from RefSeq and is a predicted model, not a curated record. Lineage: Eukaryota; Metazoa; Mollusca; Gastropoda; Lepetellida; Haliotidae. The coding region runs from base 518 to 5080 and encodes 1520 amino acids. Gene Ontology annotation, molecular function: ubiquitin-protein transferase activity; ATP hydrolysis activity. The transcript is spliced from 7 exons.
GCUUUCUAAUCAUACAAUUUCUGUUCAAGCUGAAUGCCUAAUGUUGAUUUGAAACAAAUACCCGUUAAUACUUAGGUACAUAGCUGCAGAACUGUUAUUCUUGUUAUGAAAGGACCAUGAACUGUCUUAAGCAUUUGCCCCCAAAAAUAUGUAAGUACAUGAAGACACUUUAAAACAGAUGACUUCUGAAAACACAUUUGAGUUUAGGUAAAAUCUAAAAUGUUAGUAAUUUGCAAUAAUUAAAUACAGGUAUCAUCACAGGUACUUCAUAAAAAGUGAGCUAAACAAUUAUAUUUGAAAUACCUCUUUUGAAAAGUCUUUUGCUUUUGUGUACAUCAUAAAAAGUGAACCAAAGUAGAAUUAUGCAAUUAUAUUUUAAAUACCUCUUUGUGUGAUUAUUCAGAUUCUCAAGAAAGAAGUACUUCUCUACAUUCCUGCCAGUGAAGUGAAAAAGAAACAUAUCAAAGAUGUGUUAGCUGAGUUUUCACCUAAACUUUGUGGAUAUGGUUUGGUAAGAAUGACAUCUUUGGACGAAAAUAUGUGGACCAGUGGGAAGGUAGACUUUCCUCCAAAUGUUGAUGAACAUUUUUGUAGAAUCAUAAUACACCAUUGUAUUCCAUGGCUACCACUCAUAAUUUACAAGAGAGAGUGUGCUUGGCGUGAAAUGGGAACAAAUAACAUAUUCCGUUGCAUUGAAGGCCUCUCUGACUAUGAAGAAGGUUUUUGUGGUCAUGUUAGUCACAUUUUACUGAAUAUCUUGGAAUAUGGAUAUAAAGAUGCUCUCAUGCAAAUUGAAGAUCUUACAAAGAAUAUAUUUAAGGACUGUAGCGAUAUUGAAUCAAUCUUCAAGUUGAUGAAAAACCUUUUUGAACCUGUAAUACACGGCAUGUCACCUGACAGCUUGAGUGCCCUGGGGUAUGUUUAUAGUAAACUCUCUGUGAAUCAAGAUUGCAUCAGGCGUUCACAAUGGGUUACACCAACCAUCUGUCAGUUAAUUCUGAAAGGUUUUAAGGAAAUUUCUGUGAAGGACAUACCAAGCACAAUGAUGUCAGCUUUCAAGAGGAUUGCAGAAAGUUUGUGUCAAGUUGCAUUUCCUAAAAGUCCAUGCCACUUCUUCACUGUACUGGAAUACUGCUUUCAUCUGUUUUCACCUGAAUAUUUCUCCAAGCUGUUGCAGAAAUCUAUUUCAACCAAUACAUUCAAGGUACAUGACAAUGAACAUGUGAGAUCGGUUCUCAGAGGAACAUACAGUCUUGUGAGCACAGAUGAUGAACCCUCAUAUUGCCAGUUCUUUGAGAGAUUGCUACAGCACUUACCGUUGGAAUUUGCCCUGGCAGAGGAAGAAAAUGUAAGCUUUUUCAAAACAGAUACCCAGACUAUCAUUCGUAUGAAAGUGGAGAAUGAAUGCUCUUCUCUAAUGAAGACAAGAAACAUUGGGCAGAUGGUUGUGCUCCAUGAAGUGCUUUCCAAAUGGGAAAAAGUUAAAGGAGAUAUUGCCAGAUGUAUGGAACAGAAAGUGAAUGGUAUGUGUGAAAACACCCACAAGACUCGUGAUUUUGACUGCCACAAAUUACAGACACUUUUGCUUGCAGACAAUCUCUUUGUUGAACCUUCCUCUCGUGUUGAAGUGAUGAAAUUACUGGCAGUGUCAGACAACAAAAAGUUGCACUCCUUGUUCAAAGAGAUGUUGAAACAUGACUUUUUGGAUGGUUGUGGCGAAGAUAUCCUUUCUGAAUUGACCCAGAAAUGGUUUGAAAAAGCUAUUCAGUUACACUGUAGCGAUAGCCGAUAUGUCAGACCAAUUGAUGAUUUACCACAUGUCUAUGAAUAUCUGGGCUGGGCUUUGUCUGCAGAUUGUGUUUCAUGCAAUUGUAUGCUUGUCAAGUGUUUGAAAGAGAGAGCAUUUAUGUUCUUGAAGACAAAAAAUGUGCAAAGCUUAGUUGACAAGUUACUGGAAACAGAUUUUGAAGAAGAUUCACACUGCCAGGAAGUUUUUGCUGAACAUUUACAGACUUAUCUGUUAGAAGGAAAACAGGCGGUUAUGAUAGGUAUAAUUCUAUCUAAAGCUGGAACUUCAUCCUGGAUUGGAUAUUCACAAAGCAGAAACUAUUCAAAAUUGUAUGAAAAGAUGCUGGUGAAAUGCAUCGAAAAACGUGGCUUACUGGAAACAAAGAAUGAUGAAACCUGCUUUCUUCAGAUGUUAAAAAAUGCGGAGUUCUGGACAAACCUUCUGGAAAUGGCGGAGCAAUAUGAAUUCCUGAAUACAAAUGUUGUCCUUGGAAAAGCUUGUAGGGCUUCUGCCCAGAUGGCACAAAAGUUGUGUUCUAACACAUUGUCCCUCAUAUUUUCAAAGAAAUUACAUGCAGUAGUGAAAGAUGGCUAUUCUAAGUGUACCAAACUGCUUUUAGUUUCUGGUACAGUCUGCAAGAAAGAAGACUUGGAUAAGGCACUGUCACUGUUACCCGAAGCUAGGAAAAGGGCAGAACAUGAUGACGAAUUCAUUACUAAUAUUUUGAACAAACUUAAACAUCUCUUUUGGGGAAAAUGGCCUGAUUUAAAAAUUGCAGUUAAAAUGUUUCAGGAAAUGCACAAAGAAGUACAGGCGGGAUCAGUAGUUGUAUCAGCUCUUCUUGAUCAUUCAUUUUGGGGCCCUUUCUGUGAUAUCCUGAGGUCUAGUGAUCAUAUUUUCAAUGUUUCAAAGUCACAAAGUUUUUGGAAAAUCUCUAAAACAGUGAUAAACCAAUGGUUAUCAAUUCCUGAUAUUUUAGAAACAGUUAUGCCUUCAAAUCCAGAAGACGACAUUUGCCAGCUGUUUGGAGAAGACAGAAUUGAAGAUGAUAACCCUUAUGUAACUGUGAAGGUGAUGGGAAUGCUUGCUUCUGAAUGUAUAAGAGACUAUGAAAAUAUGUGGAGGCCCCUUUUUGAUGGCUCUGAUCAAAGAAUAGGUGACAUGCGACCCCUGCUUGAUGUUGAUGACAGUGUUUCUGAACAGUCAGUAGCAGAAUGUCAUUUUGACAGGAAGUUACAAGUUUGGGUUAAGAAAGCAGUUCACAUGUUUGACAAAUACUUUGAGUAUUCUGCUAGAGUUGAAAUAUUGAGGAAGGUGUUGAAAAUACUUCACUUACAGGAAUUGGAGGAAACAUUUGCAGAAUCUGUGCAAGCAUUUACAUCACUUGAAGAAAAUAAUUUGGAUGACCUAACACUGAGACAGCUGUUUGAGACUGGAAACAUAUUGAGUCAGAUAAAUGAGAUACUUCAAGGUGAACUUUCAAACAUUUUGGAGGAACUUUCAAAAUCAUCUUUUCUUGUAGACUUUCUUCGAGAGACCGCCUUGGAAGAUCUGCGUAACCUAAUUGAUGCUGUGGAGGAGCACUCAGAACAGUCUGUGCAAGAAUCAACUGUGUCUGCUCUGAUAAAUGUGAAAAGAUUUCUCAGCCCAAUACUUAGGGAAACUCCCCAUUCAGAAGUGAAACAUGUGUUGACAAUGCUGCAGAAGUCACUGACUGAUUCAAAAAUAACCAACCUGGAUCAAAAGAUUUCUGAGUGUAACACCCACCUUCACAGCCUAAAGGCUCUUUUUCAUAAUGUUGCCAACAGGGGUGAAGUUACGAAAGAAAUUGUCAAGAAAGCUGUCCAGCAAGGAUCAAACUGCAUGCAGGCCCUUGCCACAGGAAAAGUGUACAGAAAUGCUCAAGAAGUAUUUUUCAAGUGGAACAGAUAUGUCCUUCACUCUCGGAAACCUGGUUGUAGUAAAUCUUUGUCUCUGCAGCUGAUUAAGAGUAACUUGAGGGGGAAAGACUCAAAAGAUCCAUAUUUCCAGAGUUUGCCUCAGUUGUUCUGUGUGUCAUACCAAGGAUCUGAAUCAUCUACCUCUGACGGUAUCCUCAAGGUAUUUGCUAAAGCUGAAAAAUACAAAGAGAAUGACAAAGACAACAGUGUUCUACCUGUUGUCAUUUUGGAUGAAAUUGGACUUGCAGAGAUGUCAAGAUUUAAUCCCCUAAAAGUUCUUCAUAGUUUGUUAGAACCUGGGGAAACAGAGCUUCCAAAUGUUGCUGUUGUUGGUAUUUCCAACUGGGCUCUUGAUGCAGCUAAGAUGAAUAGAGCUAUCCAUCUCUCAAGACCUGACAUGGACGCUAAAGAGCUAUAUCUUACAGGAAUUUCUAUCAGUGAGACUAGUGUAUCAGAUAAUCAGAAGAGAAUGAGUCUGUCAUCACUGCACCCAUCAGAACACUUUGACAGAAAAAUUAAUGAAGAUCUUGUUCAAGCAAUUGCAAAUGCUUAUUUGCAGUAUACAGGAGAACAGACAUUUAAGAAUUUCCAUGGUCUUCGAGACUUCUAUUCACUUGUGAAAUAUGUUUCAAAGGAAUUCAGUGCCUUAUCUGACCAUGACUCUGUUGAUUCAAGUGUCCAGUUACGAAUCAUUACGAAAGGAUUGCUGCGUAACUUUGGGGGACUGUCCAGUGAAAUCCACUCUGUUCUGACAGUAUACAGAAAGCAUUUGGAGAAGUUGCUUUCUGUCAACUUCCCUGAGGUGGAAGACAUUCCGUGCCCCUUCAGCAAAGUGUUCAUUGAUCAGAUAGAAACUUUGAAAGAACCUUUCAUGGAUGCCUUCAGAGCUGAAUAUUCAGACCUUGAUAUUGAUGAAGUUAAUGAAGAAAUCAAGGAUACAUUGACAAUGCAAUUCCAGCCCACAAAACAAGCAAAUGAAGGUUUGAAAGAAGUACCUUCAGGUAGCUCAGAGGAACAUGGUGCAUUGGAAAAGUAUGUCCAAGAUGAGGAUGCAGAAGAACAGCUAGAUGCUGAGCGCACAAGCAGUGUGGUGGAUGUAAUGGAUAUAGAGUUAGAAUCUGAAUCUGAAACACAAAGUGGAGAUGAAAUCUGUUACCAGAUGGAAGACUAUUUGAAGCCACCAACUCCUGAUGAAAUACAAUAUGAAGAAAAACCAAAUUCUGAUGAAGAUGAAAGUGAAAUGAUCAAAGACAAACUGUCAAAUGUAGAUGAACAACCAUGUGCAGAUGACUGUGAAGAUGUUAACACUGCCUUAGACAAGUGUCAGAGUCAAAAGACUUCCUAUCACUAA